Molecule: messenger RNA, 882 nt
Organism: Aspergillus luchuensis
Lineage: Eukaryota; Fungi; Ascomycota; Eurotiomycetes; Eurotiales; Aspergillaceae
Exons: 1
Coding region: 1-882 (293 amino acids)
Source: RefSeq, a predicted model, not a curated record
AUGUAUGCCAGCUGUUGGUUCGGAGAUUACGUCCCUUCCUCGAUUCCUCUUGUGCUUGAGAUAUGGUGUGCAUGGUUUCCUACACGUCAGUCAGACGCCGAUGUGUGUUUUGUACCUGCGAACCAUCAGUAUGUCGGCACUGGCCAGCAUGAUGCCCGCUACGAGUUGGAGGGCCAUAAUGCACGCGGGGUUGUCAACUUCACGCUUCGAAGCCUCCUACCCAGAGUCCGUCGCCACCGUGCACUUAAUAUCAACUCGUUUCGUGACAUCAUGGUUUUACGAAGCGGGAUGUUGGUCUCAGACUGCGUAGACCACGACAACCGGGACAUUGUAGCCUUUCUACAGAAGGCUGCACAACUUCCCGCGUUGAUCAUCCCCUCAGAGGCUAUCGACCUGUGGUCCGGACAGCCGCUCGCCGAGCUCGACCGACUUGGCUUAUACAUACGACAGGUGAAGCACCUCACUGUCUGCACUCCAAGUCCUCGCAGAAUGACCAUAAUAUACACCUUUUUGUACUCUUUAACAAGCUCGCGGCAAAAUGCUCAUGUGCGUGGGCGAAUAACACCUGAUUCAAAGAAGAGCGUCAGCUGCUGUCCUGCCCCUUUUUGCAGCCAAAACGCCCCACCGCGUGAGCUUGAUAGAGACUUGCCGUUAUCACACAGUUCAGCAUGGAACCCGCUGAGGCUCGUGUUGCAGGCAGCCCUUCAAGAAGGACUGGCCGCCGAGGAAUGGCAGGUGAGUAUAGACGCCCGAGUACGUCUAUGCGAUGAGUGGUCCCGCGGGUUGCAGCCUCAGUUCGGACAGUAUAACCCUGUCGCAGCGGCGGUCGACGUGGCACCGCUUUGUAUUCGAAUUAUGUUACGUCUAGCUCAAGAGAUUUAA